This is a messenger RNA of Glycine soja, 798 nucleotides long. RefSeq names its product 40S ribosomal protein S15a-5-like. Gene Ontology annotation, biological process: translation. The record is from RefSeq and is a predicted model, not a curated record. Bases 140 to 529 code for a protein of 129 amino acids. Gene Ontology annotation, molecular function: structural constituent of ribosome. Gene Ontology annotation, cellular component: cytosolic small ribosomal subunit; ribosome. The transcript has 3 exons. NCBI's taxonomy places the organism in Eukaryota, Viridiplantae, Streptophyta, Magnoliopsida, Fabales, Fabaceae.
CCAUCGGAAUUCCCAAAUUGAUUUCAACACAGAGAGAAAGAAGAGUGUUUUGACGCAUACGAAAUGUCGAAUAUGCCCUUGCAUGUUAAAAUUAAAACUUAAAAUCCACUGUAGAGUAUUUCGAAAACCCUAGAGAGAGAUGGGGAGGAGGAUACUGAAUGAUGCGUUGAGGAGUAUGGUGAAUGCAGAGAGGAGAGGGAAAGCUUUGGUGGAACUCAAGCCAAUCUCCACUGUUAUGUCUUCCUUUCUCCAAAUCAUGAAACACCAUGGGUAUAUCAAGGACUUUCAAGUCUAUGAUCCGCAUAGAGUGGGGAGGAUAAGAGUUGAACUACAAGGUAGGAUUAACGAUUGCAAGGCCCUUUCGCACCGAAAGGACCUUAAGGCAAGGGAUAUUGAAGCCUAUAGAUUGCAGACUCUUCCAACACAUCAGUGGGGUUAUGUUGUCAUUACAACUCCUGAUGGUAUUUUGGAUCAUGAAGAGGCCAUUAGGAAGAAUGUAGGUGGCCAGGUUCUUGGUUACUUUCACUAAAAUGAUCAUUACUGUGCUAUUUUGGUCAGGUAUUAGGUUCUGCUAUGUUUCCAGAUAAACAUUCCAUCAAUGUUUUUAUGCGAUUACAGAUUUUUUUUUUCCUGUAUGAAUGUUAUAACAUAGCAGCUCAUGCAUGAUGAGUAUGAUGGAUUGGAUUUGAUGCUUUGUGGAAAUUUGUCCCGUUUUUUAUAAAUGGUGUACUUGACAUGAAUGGGUAUUAUAUCCUUAGUUUGUAAUCUACUUCAAAUUCAAAUUCCAUGUUGCACUUA